AUGAAUGGUGAUGUGGCUGAUGAUUUUACCACUCAAUACAACUCAGUUGUCACAACAAGUCUAGAGUUUGGGAAUACUUGGAAAAAUCUUGGAUCAGUUUGUUCAGACACAAUAAAUGAAACACUUCCAUGUAAUGCAAAUCCAUACUGCAAACCAUGGGCUGAGAGAAGCUGCAACUUAAUCAAGGGAGAUGUAUUCCAAGAAUGCCACAAAAAGGUGGACCCAACUCCCUAUUAUGAUGCUUGUGUUCAGGAAUCUUGUGUUUGUAACAUGAAGGGAAAAUACCUUGGAUUCUGUACUGCAGUGGCAGUUUACGCAGAAGAGUGUAGCAAAGCAGGUGUUUGUACUCGGUGGCGCACUUCAGAAAUAUGUCCUACAUCUUGUGACUUCUACAACAAACCAGAUGAAUGCACGUGGCACUAUGAACCUUGUGGAAGACAGCUAACAUGCCAAGAAGAUGGAAUAACAUCUGUAAUGGAAGGCUCAUUUUCAACAUUAGCAAUAUCAUCUGCACCAUUAAUUGUAAUAAUACUAACUACAGCAUUAAUCAUUACAGAAACAGUGCCCACAACAACACCAACAAUAACUACAGAAACAAAAGUUACAUCAUCAUUGACUACAGGGUUUUCUAUAUCAGAAAAAAGUAAAUUCACAACUAGUACAGAAACAACAACAUCAGCAACAACUUUUACAGAAAUAACAAGCACAAAAGCUACAACACCAGCUACCGCAACUAAAUCUACAACCACUACAGAAACGACCACAGCAACAACACCAACUACAGUUACUGAAACAAGCACAGAAGCUACAACUACCACAACUGAAUCUACAACCACUACAGAAACAACUACAACACCAACUACCACAACUGUAUUUACUACCACUACAGAAACAACUACAGCACCAACUACCACAACUGAAUCUACAACCACUACAGAAACAACUACAACACCAAGUACCACAACUGUAUUUACUACCACUACAGAAACAACUACAGCACCAACUACCACAACUGAUUCUACAACCACUACAGAAACUACAACACCAACUACCACAACUGUAUUUACUACCACUACAGAAACAACUACAGCACCAACUACCACAACUGAAUCUACAACCACUACAGAAACAACUACAGCACCAAGUACCACAACUGUAUUUACUACCACUACAGAAACAACUACAGCACCAACUACCACAACUGAAUCUACAACCACUACAGAAACAACUACAACUCCAACUACCACAACUGAAUUUUCUACCACUACAGAAACAACUACAACACCAACUACAACAACUGAAUCUACUACCACUACAGAAACAACUACAGCACCAACUACCACAACUGAAUCUACAACCACUACAGAAACAGCUACAACACCAACUACCACAACUAAAUCUACAACCACUACAGAAACAACCACAGCAACAACACCAACUACAGUUACUGAAACAAGCACAGAAGCUACAACUACCACAACUGAAUCUACAACCACUACAGGAACAACUACAACACCAACUACCACAACUGUAUUUACUACCACUACAGAAACAACUACAGCACCAACUACCACAACUGAAUAUACAACCACUACAGAAACAACUACAGCACCAAGUACCACAACUGUAUUUACUACCACUACAGAAACAACUACAGCACCAACUACCACAACUGAAUCUACAGCCAGUACAGAAACUACAACACCAACUACCACAACUGAAUUUACUACCACUACAGAAACAACUACAACACCAACUACAACAACUGAAUCUACUACCACUACAGAAACAACUACAGCACCAACUACCACAACUGAAUCUACAACCACUACAGAAACAACUACAGCACCAAGUACCACAACUGUAUUUACUACCACUACAGAAACAACUACAGCACCAACUACCACAACUGAAUCUACAGCCACUACAGAAACAACUACAACACCAACUACCACAACUGAAUUUACUACCACUACAGAAACAACCACAACACCAACUACAACAACUGAAUCUACUACCACUACAGAAACAACUACAACACCAACUACAACAACUGAAUCUACUACCACUACAGAAACAACUACAACACCAACUACAACAACUGAAUCUACAGCCACUACGGAAAUAACAACUAGCACAAAAACUACUACACCAAGUACCACAACUGAAUCUACAACCACUACAAAAACAACUAAAACAAAAACACCAAUUACAGUUACUGAAACAACAAGUACAGAAACUACAGCACCAACUACCACAACUGAAAUUAUGACCACUUCAAAAAAAACGCCAGAUUGUUACUGUGAUGGUGAUGUCACUAAAAGGCCUAAUGAUACAUGGAAAGAAGAUUGUUACAGUUUGACUUGCACUGCAGCUUGUAAAACUGAAAGAACGCUGGGAAGCUGUCCAGUGCAAUCUAAGCCGAAGUGUAAAAUCCAAAAGAAAAUUUCAGAUGGAUGCUGCCCAAAAUAUGAAUGUUUUUGUCAGUGUAAAGUAUAUGGCGGUGGCCAUUAUGAGACAUUUACUGGAGUUAACUAUGACUUCUCAGAAAACUGCACCUAUACGUUAAUUGAAGAAACUGAUCCACAAUACAACUUUUCAGUAAUGGUUGAUAACCGUGAUGUUGACAUAAAGAACCCAGGACAUUCCUCUCCAAAACAGAUUGUAAUAUUUUAUAAGCAGAACUCUGUGACAAUCUCAAGUAGUAAUAAGUAUGUAUACUUUAAUGACCAUGCAGUCAUUCCUCCACAUAGUGAAAAUGGAAUAAGCAUAAUUUCUAAUGGCAUGACCAUAACUGUUAGUAUUUCAAGCAUCAACACUUCAAUAAUUGCAUAUGAGUCUGAGUCGUAUGAGAUAUUAAUUCCGCAGAGUCUAUUUCAAGGCAGAACGAGAGGCCAGUGUGGUGUCUGUGGUGGUGAAACAGGAUGCGCAAGAAAGAACGGAAAGCUUGAGUCUGAAUCAUGCUGUUCUGCAACUGCUUAUGAUUGGAUAUUUGAUGAUCCCAAUAAACCAUACUGUAAAAAGGGAGAGCCUAGAAAGUGUAUACUAAUCUCAAAUCCACCUUCCCCUACGCUGCCAAGUUCGAAAACUGCUUCCCAAGACUGUACAUGUUCUCUCCUUGAUAACAAGCUAUUUGAUGAAUGCAGAGCCAAAGCAGAUCUUCAGCAAUAUAAAACAAAAUGUUUACAUGACACCGAUGUGAAAGGUGACAAGAAGGCAGGCUGUGCUGCCCUUCAGAUGGCCGUAGCAGAAUGUGCAAAAUUUGAUUACUGCAUUGAAUGGAGAAAUCAUACCUGUGGAAUUUGUGAUUAUUCUUGCCCUGGAGAUCUGGUUUAUGAUCCAUGCAGAGACAGUACUGAUGAUUUUUGCAGUGGGAGGGAUGUUCAUCCUGGCCAGACUCUUACUUAUCACUCAGAAGGAUGCUUUUGUCCUCCUGGAAAAGUGAAAAUGUCAGAACAUCUUGAGCAGUGUGUAAAAAAAUGUCCCAGUUGUCAUGGACCAAUAGGUGAACCAAAAUAUCCUGGAGAUACAUGGAUUUCCAAUUGUCAUAACUGCACCUGUAAUGAGUUCACAAAAUCUGAAGAAUGCAAACCAGUUUCGUGCCCACAAAUGCAACCAUGCAAAGCAAAUGAAAAGUUAAAGACAGCUAGCAGCAGUGAUACUUGUUGUCCAACUGCUGCAUGUGUGGAGAAAACGUGUCAAUACCACCAACAUGAAUAUAAGGAAGGUGAGCUAGUUCAAGAUGAUAAACACCCAUGCAUUUCAUAUACCUGCCAAGAUGGAGAAAUGGUAUCCUCAGUUCAGGAAUGUCAAAACCAGACACAUUGCCCAGAGGACAACAGAACUUACGAUGCAAAUAAAUGCUGCUACACAUGCAAUACAAAAUGUUAUCCUGCUCCAUACACAAUCACACUACAGAAGAACAACUGUUCAGCUGUUAUUUCACUUACAAAGUGUGAUGGUAACUGCAAUGACAUCUGGUAUGAUGCAAACACUGAGAGUGUUAUAUCAGUCUGUAAGUGCUGUGAACCAAAAACUUCAGAGAAAAGGAAUGCUAACUUAAUAUGCAGAGAUGGAACAAAGCUAAAAGUUGGUUAUGAUUAUGUGACAUCCUGUAACUGCAAUAGUUGUUCGUCACACUCAUAGUUUUGCUUAAUACAGAAUUAAAACAAUGCUACAUUGAAGAGAUGUUUUGGAAACAAAUAACAUUCCUGAAGAUUGCCUGCAACCACUGUUUUUUUUUCUGAUUGAUUCAUGGAAUGCUUUUCAGUGCUAUCUUUGAUUAACCAUAUGCGCUUCAUAUAUAACUACUUCAGAGUAAUGAAUAUGCAUAUCUUGUAAGCAAACUGUAUGUUUUUUCAUAUUACAUAUUCAUUAUGUUUAAUAAACUGAUGGUUUCCCUAAACUGUA
Protopterus annectens (West African lungfish) is the source of this 4410-nucleotide messenger RNA. Its product is annotated as mucin-2-like. Bases 1 to 4146 code for a protein of 1381 amino acids. The record is from RefSeq and is a predicted model, not a curated record. Lineage: Eukaryota; Metazoa; Chordata; Ceratodontiformes; Protopteridae. Gene Ontology annotation, cellular component: extracellular matrix. The transcript has 19 exons. Gene Ontology annotation, molecular function: protein binding.